AUGGGCUACACUUCGGUCAACGCUCAGGGCCUGUCAGCACCUCCUUAUUUUGCUUCAUUCCUCUGUUGUAUUGUUGCCGCGGUAGUAUCUGAUCGCUGGGGUAAUCGUGGCCAUGUGGUCACAUUCUUCGCCAUCUUAGGCACAAUUGGAUACCUCAUACUGACUUGUGUUACGGAUGGAUCAAAGACUGGGGCGCGGUAUACGGGAAUCUGGCUUGCAACCUGUGGGAUCUUCCCGGCAUUGUCGAUCAACAUCGUAUGGCUGUUGAACAACCAGGGAGGCGAAAGCAAGAAAGGUGCAGGAAUGGCCAUGCUCGCUAUUUUUGGACAAUGCUCGAGUUUGAUCAGCAGCUCGGUUUUUCCGAACAAGGACGCGCCAUUCUAUACGACAGGAUGUGCUCUUGGUUGUGUCUUUACUGGUUUGAUUGCUAUCCUCGCCAUGGGUCUUCAUAUAUCGUUGACUCUGGAGAACCGCAAACGAGACCGAUUGUACGGACAAGUCAGUGAACGUCACAGGGUUGAUGUCACAGAAGGCGGGGACCAGAACCCUGCUUUCCGUUACUUGACCUGA
Messenger RNA from Penicillium daleae, 570 nucleotides. RefSeq names its product putative MFS transporter. The coding region runs from base 1 to 570 and encodes 189 amino acids. The record is from RefSeq and is a predicted model, not a curated record. NCBI's taxonomy places the organism in Eukaryota, Fungi, Ascomycota, Eurotiomycetes, Eurotiales, Aspergillaceae. The transcript has a single exon. Gene Ontology annotation, molecular function: transmembrane transporter activity. Gene Ontology annotation, cellular component: membrane.